Molecule: messenger RNA, 1583 nt
Organism: Ictalurus furcatus (blue catfish)
Lineage: Eukaryota; Metazoa; Chordata; Actinopteri; Siluriformes; Ictaluridae
Product: GTPase IMAP family member 7-like
Exons: 8
Coding region: 205-1545 (446 amino acids)
Molecular function (GO): GTP binding
Source: RefSeq, a predicted model, not a curated record
AGACGCGCGAAUUUCAUGACCUCCAUUUCCGGCAGCGCGCUCGGUGCGAUGAGGGGGCGCGCGCAUGCACGUGCUACGUGAACGACCGCAUGCUCUUCGGAUGUUGACAACUGUUCUGCUAUAACUUUGUUUACAUUGUUUACUGUGGACACGUAAUCCGUCACGUAGUAUUCCGUCACGUCGCGAGACGUAAGGGAGUAGAGUAUGGAAGCAGUGCCAAAGGUGAGGAUUAUUAUUUUGGGGAAAAGUUUUUCACAGACCUCCACUGUGGGAAACUUCAUCCUGGGCAGAUCAGCGUUUGAGACUGAAGAUCGUCCACAUUCAGUAGAGCGUCACUGUGAGAGUGUCAGAGGACAUGUGGAGGGAAGAUACAUCACCAUCAUCAACACACCUCAUCUGUACGACCCUAAACUCUCUAAUGAGGAGCUGAAUCGGAAAAUAAAAGAGUGCGUUUCACGUUCUAGACCUGGACCUCAUGCAUUUUUACUUGUGGUACAGCCUCAUGACUUUACACAGAAAGACAGAAACCUACUGAGAUACAUCCUGAACUCCUUCGGCGAUCAAGCCAUAAACUACUCCAUUGUGAUAAACACAGACAGUGGGUUUAAUACAUCAGAAGAUGAAUUAAGAUUCACUGCCAUUCAGGAGUUAACAGAGGAAUGUCAUGGGAGGCAUCACAGUUUUUCACAGUUACACGAAUCGAGCAGGAGCUCAGUUUGUCAGCUGUUUGAGAAGAUUGACCAAAUGGUGAAGGAUAAUGGGGGAGAACAUCUCGCAUGUGAGAGUUUUGAAGAUGAAGAGCAGUUUAAACCUGAUGACUUGACCGCUCACCAGAAACAAGAUGAGCAAGCAGUACAAGGACAGGGAGUCCGGCUCUUCUCUCAGUAUCUUCAUGUGGAAACCAGAUCAUCAUCAACAAUGAGUAAACAAGAUAAAAUUCAGAAGGACUUCCUUCUUCCGGAUCUCAAAAAAGAUGGGGUGAAGCUUUAUCUCCAGAAGAUCAGAAAAGUUGCUUCGGAUAACAGGGGGUCAGAGAUUAAACUGAAAAAGGUAGAAGAGUACAGUUUCAAGGUCGGAACUUUGGAAGAAACAUCGUACAAAGAUGAGCCCGACAUGGUCGAUGAGUGGGAGCAGUUCUACCUCCCAGAACACAUGUUCAUGGAGGUGAUUGGUGUUUUUGAGGAGUUCCCCUGUUGCUCCCCCAAUGGUGAUCUGGUGCUGAUGGUGUGUGAGGACGAGAAGGUGUUUGCUUUUGAAGAUGAGACGCUGCAUCUCGUCUCAAACAACCUCGAAGAGCUGUUUAAGAACGGCCUCCAGUUUCCAGGAACCGAGCAGUAUUACCGUGGGCAAACCUUUGAGGACAUGACCGAAGAAGAUUGGGACAGGGUGAGGGAAUCAGACGGAUUGAAGGAGAAGAGGAAGGAACACCAGGAACUGCUGGAGAGUAUGAAGGACUCCUUUCUCAACAACCUGAACAUCAUCAUGGGGAGAAAGCGAGUCGUGCCAAUCCCUGAUCCUGAGGAAAAGCCAUUAGUGUCUGUUUGAAACAUGCAGUAAGAUUAAAAUCAUCUGGGUUUGGAUCA